Colias croceus (clouded yellow) is the source of this 2041-nucleotide messenger RNA. It is a transcript of the gene P450, whose product is annotated as farnesoate epoxidase-like. Gene Ontology annotation, cellular component: cytoplasm; intracellular membrane-bounded organelle. The record is from RefSeq and is a predicted model, not a curated record. The transcript is spliced from 9 exons. The coding region runs from base 164 to 1648 and encodes 494 amino acids. Gene Ontology annotation, biological process: xenobiotic metabolic process. Gene Ontology annotation, molecular function: heme binding; iron ion binding; oxidoreductase activity, acting on paired donors, with incorporation or reduction of molecular oxygen, reduced flavin or flavoprotein as one donor, and incorporation of one atom of oxygen. Lineage: Eukaryota; Metazoa; Arthropoda; Insecta; Lepidoptera; Pieridae.
GAUCUCUAUUAUUAUAUUCCUGGCGUAUUUUUAGAAGGUCACUUAUUAUGAAUGUAUUUAAAUAUCAUAUAUGUCUUCACAUUAUAUUGUUACUCAAACGCCUCUAUAGGUUAAGAAAGGGAACAUUAGUUGGGAUUUUGUCACUCACUUGUAAAGACCUGAAAUGUGGCUGAUAAUAUUUUUUUUAACUUUUACAUUCAUAAUCAAGCAAACUAUGGAAAGACCGUCUAGUUUUCCACCAGGGCCACCAAUAUUCCCAGUAGUUGGUAACGUUUUAUCGGUGUGGUUUAAUUUAAAAAGGUUAAAAUAUCAUCAUUGUGUUUGGAAAAACUGGUCGAAAAGGUAUGGUAGUUUACUUGGCUUGAAGCUUGGUUUUGUGGAUGUUGUAAUUGUUUUCGGAAAGAAAUAUAUAAAAGAAGUUUCUACAAGAGAUGUUUUUGACGGUCGACCAGAUGGAUACUUUUACACCAUGAGAUCAUUUGGAAAGAAACUGGGCAUCGUGUUUUCCGAUGGUACCAUUUGGACUAAAACAAGACGUGCUGUACUAAGAUGUCUCAAGAACUUUGGCUACGGCUCACGAUCUAUGGAAAAUAACAUAAGCGAGGAAAGCAAAGCACUCGUCGAACUUCGAAUGACUGACGUGGGGAAACCGAUUGUAGUUAAUCACAUGUUUGACGUCGCUAUUGUUAAUAUUUUGUGGAAGCUUGUCGCAGGCACUAGAUAUGAUUUAAGAGAUGCACGCCUAAUAACCCUGUGUAAUCUUAUAACGCAAUCUUUCCAAGUCGUCGACAUGAGCGGUGGAAUUUUAAACUUUUUGCCCUUUCUAAGACAUAUUUUCCCAAACUUAAUUGGUUACACACAAUUAACAGCAAUCCACAACAAUAUUUACAAAUUUGUAAAGGACACAAUUACCGAUCAUCGGAGAACGUUAGAUGUCAAUAAGCCGAGAGACCUUAUCGAUGCUUUUCUUAUUGGAAUGAUGGAAGAUAAGGAAGAAUUAGUCACAGACGAAGAGCUGCAAGUGAUAUGUCGUGAUUUGCUCGAAGCUGGUGUGGAAACUGUAAGCAAUACGGCUGUAUUUAUGUUACUCCAUCUUGUACGAAACCAGGAUAUCCAAAAACGACUACAAGCAGAAAUCGAUACUGAAAUCGAAUCGUCUCGCUUUCCCGCCCUCAGUGAUCGAUCCAGGAUGGUUUAUACAGAAGCGGUGAUUUUGGAGACUUUACGAAUAUCUAGCGUAGCAGCAGUCGGCAUCCCCCACAUGGCCCGUGAAGAUGCGCGCCUCGGAGAUUAUGUUAUACCUAAGGGAACAUUUUUGUUGCUGGCAAUACACGAUCUUCAUAACGGAGCUCAUUGGAAAAACCCACAUGAAUUUAAGCCAGAGCGUUUCAUUACCAAAGAGGGUAAUUUAAUACAAAGCGAAAUGCUAAUGCCGUUUGGCACAGGUAAAAGGCGCUGUAUUGGUGAAGGGUUAGCUAGAUCCGAGCUUUUUAUGUUUCUAACUCAUCUCUUACAAAGGUUUAACCUGAAGAUACCCAAAGGAGAUCCUUUUCCUACGACAGAGCCGGUAGAUGGUGUCACUUUAUCAGCUAAAGAAUUUAGAAUCAUCUUUGAACCGAGGCGUCUAUUUUCGAAAAUGAAGCUUUAACAUGAACUUGAUGAAAUUACCAUAAUCUUUCAGUAUUAUUAUAUUUAUUGUAAGUACUUAGUUAUUUUAGAAUGAAAAUAUAAAUGAGAAUCUGGAAUGUCUAUAUAAAAUAUUAUGACGAACCUAUAUCAAGCAUAUUUACUGAAGCAGUAGGAAUAGUAUUUAAGUAAUCUUAAAGCUUUUAGCUUUGCGAUUAACAUGUUAAUUUGUCGACCUUUUAUAUUAUUCAAAUUUAUUUUUAAUGUUUAUAUUAACUAAUGCAAUAUACCCAAGUUAAUUGUGACAAUAGCUGAUAACAGGUUACUUAAAUGUGCAAUCGAUGUGUUUUUAAUUAAUGAAUUGAUGAAAACGUCGACACCAAAAUUGUAUUCCAAUUGAAGAAUAAAUCUGAUA